GAAGAAAACUACGAUCGCUCCUGUAAAAUGAAGAAAGUGGGAUCGCUCCCGUAACGUUUCCGCCGGGAGAGGGCGCGUUUGACAGCUGUCAUUUGCGCGCUUUCCUCUCGGGCGGACGACGACGGACGGAAAUCUUUAUUUAUAUCACACACGACGAUGUUCCCCUAGAGUGCGACCGGCUGUGAACGUGCGUGACGAAAACGAUACGAAAACACGACAGAAUGGCGAACGAGGAGGUGUUGGGUCCGCGAAAAACGAUGUUUGUAUUAGUGAUUGUUGUGGGGUGUUUUGCGGUGCUCUGGCCCAGGAUCCUGUCCCCGCUGAUCCUGGGCCACACGCGGGACCAGUUGAAGCCCAACCAGUUCGACCGGGAGGCAGGAUGCUGUGAGGUAAUGUUUGCAUCGGAAGUAGCAGUUCUGGAGCUCAUCAACGAAGUGUGCAACUCAGUGGUGCACGCUGACGUGAAAAUAUCACCGUACGCAGCUGCUGAAUGCAGAAAGGCUGUGAACGAAACAUGUGGCGUUGAUAUAGCAGCGUUUUUGAAACGCGAUGAAAAUGUGGGGAAGACGUCAAAGAAUUUGGUCAAUAUUAUGAAGAGUAGCAACAGUUCGUGCCUGAAAGAGCACUUUGGGAUGCCACAAUGGAGCCUCAAUGCGCAUACAGCGUUGAACUCUUGGACUAUACCAGACACCGUGAAGCAAGAGCGCCCGUCCAUGCGAGUGGGCCCGCACCCUGCUUUGCGCGAGAGAGGGCGCGCCAUCCCUCCAGGGCCCAGUCCGCAGCCGCGGCCACCCAUCACCAUGCCGCCGCACGCCAGGGUACGCCCCUCCCCCCUAGCGGGGUACUAUGAGCUCGAUAUCAAGCCGCCUCCAAUCCCGGGCAUGAGGCCGCCUCUGGGCUCGCCCGGGGGCCCCGUGGCCGCGCCCAAGUCUUCCAUGGGCUUCGUCAUGCCCAUCUACACCAUCUGCAUCAUCGUCUUCUUCGUCUACACGCUUAGCAAGAUACUGUUCAAGCGCACCGGCUCGACUCCCUACGAGGCGGUGAGCCCGGACCCUCAGUUCAGGAGGCGCGUCUUCAGGGAUGACUCCAGGACCUCGCCUGACAAGCUGGGCCCGAAGGAGCGAGACACGAGGGACGACGAGUUGGAGGCGCUGCGCGCGCGGCUGGCGGAGACGGAGCGCGCCAUGCAGCGGAUCGUGGGCCAACUGGCCAAGCGCGACGCGGACCUGCAGGAUAACCACGCUCGCCCCUACACUAACGGAACCGUCCUACACAACACCGGGCCCGUGCACAUAGUCGCGAGUGAGUACCGGGAGGAGUCCAAAGAGAAAAGCCCAGAACCCGCCAAGAAUGAAUCCAUCCCUGAGUCUAAAGAACCCUCCCCUGAGCCUAAAGAAUCAGCUCCAGAAGAGAAACCAACCCCUGCCCCUAAAGAAUCCACUCCAGAGCUUAAAGAACCAAAAGAAUCCUCCCCUGAGUCUAAAGAAUCAGCUCCAGAGGAGAAACCAACCCCUGAGCCUAAAGAUUCCACUCCCGAGCACAAAGAACCUACCCCUGACCACAAAGAAUCUUCCGCUGAACUUGAAGAAUCUUCACCAGAGCCUAACGAAUCCUCCCCUGACCUAAAGGAAUCUUCUGUUGAGCUUGAAGACCUUACACCCGAGUCCAAAGACACCAGUCCUGAAUCUGAAGAGCCGACCCCUGAUCAGAAAGAAUCCACUGAAACAAAAGACCAAAAACACAAUGCAGAUCUCAUUAAACUUACAGAAACUGAAAACGCUGUAGAAAUUGCUGAAGACGUUGUAGUAAAAUCCACUGAAGACUUUUUGGAUAACGCUAGAGAAGUGGAAGUGGUUUCGGCUAAAGAAUUCGAAGAAAGUCCCAAGAAAGAAGAGAGGACGACACCUGAACUGCUUGAGGAGGCUCUGAAAGAGGAUUCGUCGGACAAAGGAUCGGAAGAUGGCGCGGAGGAGGACCAGGAAAAGCCCAGUGUAAAGCACGAGGCGGAGUCGGUGCAGUCCAUCUUCUUGGAGACUCAGAUCCCGCAGCAGGCGCGAGUACUGGUGGCCGACUUCCAGGACCACGCCGACGCGCGUGCGCAGCCCAAGCACUCGCCGACGGUGGUGAGCGGCAAGAUGACGCUGUCCCUCAUCCAGGACGCGCCGCGAGACACUCCCGACCGGGAUCUUGAAUCAACAGUAGACGACUUCACAACAGCGAGUGGAGUCACGCAGCCGGCCGCUGAGAAAGACGAAGAGUUGUCCGACGAGGAAAUCGACGAGGAGAUCGAGAUAGAAGAGAUCGAGGAAGAAGUUGAAGAAGUUGACGACGAGGAAGAAGAAGAACCGAAGAAGAACUCGGUCCAGAAGAAGUGAACUGAUUGUAAAGGCGCGGUACCUCGGCAUUAGAGGGUUAGAUUUUGAUAGAGCUUCCAUCGACAACAAGAAUAAAUUGUAUUGACAAACGAUUCUGAAACGCUUAAUGGCAAAAAAUGGAAUAUUAUUAAUUGUAGCGCCAUCCUAAUAAUGUCGUAGUUGGCUGGGACGGUUCAGUGUUAGAAAUCGUUCGAAAAUCCAAUAAUUACAGAAGGAAAGUCAAUAAGGUAUCUGUGGUGCAAUAUAAAACAUAGAUAACAAAUAGCACAGACCAUGUUAGCGUCGCUUCUGUUUUGUUUAUUGUCUGGCUCUAAUGAAUGAGCAUGAGUUUUCUUUGAAACUACUUUUAACUAGGGGGCACUCAUUCGAACAUGAAAAGAUUCCUACAAGCUGUACAAGUUUUUGCUACUCACGAAGGCGAGUGAGCUUUACUUGUGUGUGCACGUGUACAUGCACAAAAAAUAGUGAUGUCUAUCAAAACUUUUAAAUAACUAACAGUAGCGAGCCACCACACAUGUAAAUCUUGUACUCGCUUUCGUGAAUUGCAACAACUAUACUAAAUAUCAAGCAAAUUGAAAGCAUAAAUCAUAAAAGAGGACUGAAGUUUCGAUGGUAAAUGCCACAUUUAUUCUUGUUGCUGUUGGAAGAACAGAUGAAACGUAGAUAUGUGCGAAUAUUUUGUAAUACAUUUUUUACUGGCUUUGAAGUUUAAGGAUGUUAGAAUAAUAGUUAUAGAUAUAUAUUUAGGCUUUAUUUCUUUGCCACUCAUUCUCUGACUUCAUUUUUGUUACAAUUAUGUCAUUGUGUUAUACUUGUGGAUGUGUCAUUGAUAAGUUGAAAAUAAGAUUUAAACCUCUAAUGUCGAUUCAAAAGAAUAAUGACGAAAGGAAAGAUAAUUUUGACCUAAGAUACAGAUUUGAUUAUUGCUCUUUUCAAUUAUAUUCGCAUAGCGUAUGCAUAUACUUUAAUUCUAUUGAGUAACCAAGCAAUUCUAUCUUUGGUCAUUGUUGUCUUGAAUUUGUCAAAAUUCUGUACAUGUACUGGCAACUUCUAGCGCUACUUUUAAGCUCUCCAUAUCUAGAUAAUAUUGAGUGAUAUCGCGAGUCUUAACAUAAUAUUAGGGUCAACUAUACGUUAAAUUUAACCAUUUUGUCGUGCGGUCUCUGUGAUCACAGAUAUUAGUUAAGUCCGAGAGCAGUUUUUUCAAAUGGUAACACUUAUUAUUUUUUACUUUUAGUUCGUACUGAUUUACUGAUGUCUCAACAGGGGAGUUAGAGGCCAGCUCUUACAAUUACUGAGCCCCGAUUACGGUAAUUUUUAACGUCUCCAAUCCAGACACGCUUCUCGAUUCUGCGAUACGAUUGGUCGUUCAACAGCGUACGUCAGCCGUUUUGACCAAUCGUAUCGCAGAAUCAGAAGCGCGUCUGGAUUGGAGACGUUAAAAAUUACCGUAAUCGGGGCUCUGGUCGGUUGAGCCAUUUUACUAUCAUACCAGUACAAUAUAAAGUUCAAGUGUCAUAUUUUAUAGUUCGUUUUUUGCUGUCGGAAUGUUGAGUUGAGAUCACAGUGACCACAUUUAGUAAGAUGUUUUCAUCUUAGAUGUAAAUUUCAUUUACUUACGCAUUGACUAAAUAUUUCUCGUGAGUGUUGAAGGAAUAAACAAUCUAGACGUAAUGUUGCUGUAACUACGAAUUUAUAUUUAAAGUAAUAGUACAACUUUCUGGUUCAGUUUGUGCCAAAUUUUCUUCCAGCUUUUUAUUGUUAUUGCUAUAAAAUAGAAAACAUUUUGUAUUAUGAUUAUUGUACUCAAGCUCAACUUAAAUUUACUAUGUUUAUUGUAUAUUUAGGCCAAUUUUUAAGUCUGCAAAUUAAAAGCCAAAUUUUCCCUAUAUUUUAGAUAAUAGCUCAAUAAAGCCCCAGUCUAAAUUUUAAGUAGGAUAUUAAAAUUUGCACCCGUGUGAGUUUGUGGAUAUAAUUGUGCAUUUAUGAAUAAUUGUGCAAGUGUAUUUAUUUUUUAUUCAUCAUCAUUUUAUCACAAUGAUAAUGCCUAUUGCAUUAAAGUAUGCGCUGCUACAAACAGUUGUUUUGUUACUAUACCUGUAAGUAUCUGUGGCACAAAGAAUAUUUGAACUUGGUGACACGAUGCAGCGCAUGGCAAUUAAGAAGUAGCUUUAUUGCUCUCUAGAGGGACUAACUUUUAUGUUUAAAUGUUGCCGAAAUGAACACGUUUCAUUGUGUUAUGUUAUUAGUGAAUAGCUUAAAAUGAGAAUUGGAAAAUUAGCGACCCUGGAAGGUUUUCAUCUGAGUGAUAUUGACGCCCAAAUAUUUUUUAUAUUAUACCUAUCUUGACCCCAAAGCUCUACUAGUUGCAGGGAGAUGCUUUUUAUCUGUCACUAUAGCUAAUUUUUUACACACAUGUACCUAUAUUUUUUACAUCAGUCAAAACCUACAUAUUUUAAUCUUAAAAAUGAAUGUUGGAGGUUAAUUCAAUUCAAAUUAACAUUAAGAUUACUAGCUUUGAAAGUACGAUAUUUUUACAGGAUAUUAUGUUCUUUGUUUAAGGCUUUAGUACAGAUUUAACAGUGUGAAGCUUGAACAUUCCUAUUCUCAUUUGUAUAUUAACCUAUUUGGUAUACAUAAAAACUACAAAUAUAAUUUAUUGUGUACUUAUUGUAGGACAAUUUAACAUUUAAUUGUAGCAUUUUCGUUGCUUGUUAUGUUUUGUUUUUUAGUUGUAAGGAAUAAACGUGAAUUAACUUAA
Ostrinia nubilalis (European corn borer) is the source of this 5136-nucleotide messenger RNA. It is a transcript of the gene RIC-3, whose product is annotated as resistance to inhibitors of cholinesterase protein 3. Gene Ontology annotation, cellular component: neuronal cell body; intracellular membrane-bounded organelle; neuron projection. The transcript is spliced from 12 exons. Gene Ontology annotation, biological process: protein localization to cell surface; synaptic transmission, cholinergic. The record is from RefSeq and is a predicted model, not a curated record. Lineage: Eukaryota; Metazoa; Arthropoda; Insecta; Lepidoptera; Crambidae. Bases 222 to 2375 code for a protein of 717 amino acids.